Molecule: messenger RNA, 1199 nt
Organism: Juglans microcarpa x Juglans regia
Lineage: Eukaryota; Viridiplantae; Streptophyta; Magnoliopsida; Fagales; Juglandaceae
Product: F-box protein At1g55000
Exons: 2
Coding region: 37-882 (281 amino acids)
Molecular function (GO): protein binding
Source: RefSeq, a predicted model, not a curated record
CUUGUCCACCUAACAAUCAUCCUGUCCGAUCAAUCCAUGGAAGAAUCUUUCACCUCCCAGCUCUCAUUUCUCUCUCUAGAAAUUGGUUGCCGAGGCGACGAAUACGAAGUCGAAAACGAAUUCCUCCCACACCUCAACCACCCUCCAAUCCCAAACCCAGCCCGCAGCGAUCCCAGCAGCUCCGAAUUCUCAACGCCAGCAAUCUCCCCGAUGAACUCCAAUUUCUCGGCCCUCACGUGCCGUGACACACUCCGAAUCAUCCUCCAGAAGCUCCCCGUCCCCGACCUCGCCCGUGCGAGCUGCGUCUGCCGGCUCUGGUACUCGGUCGCUUCCGACCACGAAAUCGUCGCCGGAGCCUUCAAGGCGCCGUGGAAAUUGAAGGACGUUAUAGGAAAGCCCGUUUCUGGAAGCUUCUGGAGGGACAAUGGGAUCGGGAAGUUUGCGAUAUCUCAUCGGCUUGUCAAGGGAGACACCCUUGCCAGACUGGCUAUAAGGUAUUCAGUUCAGGUCAUGGACAUAAAACGUGUGAACAACAUGAUGAGCGACCAUGGCAUAUACUCGAGGGAGAGGUUGUUAAUCCCUAUAAGCAAUCCUGACAUUCUCGUAAAUGGGACAUGCUACAUCGAGCUAGAUACCGAUGCCAGAAGGGAAGUGGCAGUGUUAUAUCUUGAAGGUGAUACUAAUAGAAAUUCCAGCCACUUGUUGAAUAGGAUGACUACUGAACAAGGGAAGAGGAGGAUUCUUGACUCGUUGAAGAGAAGCAUGCAAGUUGAUGAUGGGACUGCUCAAUAUUACCUUUCUAUUUCCAACGGUGAUCCCCGGGCUGCGCUCUCAGAGUUCUCCAAGGACCUUAGGUGGGAGAGGAAAGUGGGCCUGACCUAGUUGCUGAUAUAUAAUGUGGAGCACAGCUACUUGGAACACAGAACCAUAUAACAAAUGGUGAAGAAAGGCCGAGACAAUAUCUCUUUGCACCGUCCUGGCAAAAAUGUGUUUAAAAUUUGAAUUCUUCAGCUUCUUCGGAAAUUCUAGACUUGGAAUCCAUCCCUACUAUUCUUCGCCUCUUAUUAUCACGGGUACCCCUUUAAUAAAGCAAUUACAGUUGGAAGGUUGUGACUCCUGUAAAUUAAACAUAAAAAAAUUACCUCUUCAUCUUGGAGUUCAUAUCAAUCAUUUGAAUGGAAUGCUUGAAGUUAUGUUCU